AUGAAGUUUCUUGUGUUGUUUUCUCUUUUCCUUUUCAACUCUGCUUCUGCGCUCAGCGCUACAUUCCGCAGCCUCAGGCGCAACCAGCCUUCCAAGAGCAUCAACAUCCACGAUGCCGACAUCGAGAAGUUCCGUGACAUAGUGAGGAAGGACAUCGCUGACAAGACUGACGAGCUCAUCGGCCUCAUUGUUAAGGAUGUCGAGAAGCUUAUUGAGGAAAACGACAUGGUUCGCCCAGUCUUCCUCGAGAACGCUUUGAAGGAAAACGCGAAGAAGAUGAUCAAGACCGGUGUCAUCUCCAUCAUCAAGCACAUGGUUCCCGUGUUCGAGCGCUGGAUCGUUGAGGCCAUCAAGCCCCCGGUCACCUCCGCCAUGGUCUACACCGCCCUCAUCAAGCCCAUCGGCAAGAGCAUCUUCGACCAGCUCUACCACAAGUUCAACUUGCCUACCUCGAAGUUGUGGGACAAGUACGAUGACAACAUCGACAUGAGCCUCGAUGAGGCCGAGGAGGAUGCCGAGGGAGAGGCUGAUAUGAUCUAA
Molecule: messenger RNA, 540 nt
Organism: Babesia ovata
Lineage: Eukaryota; Apicomplexa; Aconoidasida; Piroplasmida; Babesiidae
Product: signal peptide-containing protein, putative
Exons: 2
Coding region: 1-540 (179 amino acids)
Source: RefSeq, a predicted model, not a curated record